Messenger RNA from Paraglomus occultum, 1137 nucleotides. The record is from the annotation of a GenBank genome assembly. NCBI's taxonomy places the organism in Eukaryota, Fungi, Glomeromycota, Glomeromycetes, Paraglomerales, Paraglomeraceae.
AUGAACGCGAAAACACGGGCUUUGAUUGUCGGGAUGCUUGUAUCCGGUGUCUGCAAUACGUUGCUAAACAAACUUCAAGAUAUGCAAUGUGUUGAGAACUGUGAUGACAAAGACCCUUCCAAGCGCGAAUACUUUGAGCAGCCUGUAUGGCAAACUUUGAACAUGUUUAUAGGAGAGACUUUCUGUUUCAUAGCCUUAUACGUUCAAAUGAUUCUAGAUUCGUAUAAAGAGGAAAAGCACGUUGAUCGGGAUCGGCCUCUAGCAGUUGGGAGAUCGUCAACUGACGAUUCUAUUGAAGUGGAAGACGAGUACGUGCGUCCCCAACGAGAGUUAACUGGAUGGAGAGUAUUAUUAUUUUGGAUCCCGACGCUUUGCGACAUUUGUGGAACUACGCUCAUGAACGUUGGCCUGAUUUAUACGUCAGCCUCUGUAUAUCAAAUGCUUCGCGGAGCAGUAGUUCUCUUCACCGUAGUGUUAGGUGUUACUAUCGUAGGUCUCUCAAGCAUUCUGUUCCCACCACCCAGAUCGUCUGAAGUCGAUGUUUCGACCGCUGGUCUCUUCUCGGUCCCUUUCGCCCUAGUCGGCGUCCUGUUUGUUCUGUUUGCUCAAGUAUUUACAGCUUCUCAGUUUGUAAUAGAGGAAAAGCUUGUAGAAACAUAUAAUGUUGGUCCUCUUCGCGCUGUAGGACUCGAGGGCAUUUUUGGAUUGACGACUAUAACAUUUGGGACAAUCGCAUUGUACUAUACAUAUGGAAUUCAUCAUCCAGGAGGGUAUUUUGACAUACCCGCUGGUUGGAAUCUGAUAAUAAGCUUUCCCCAAGUAUGGGGUGCGGGCAUUGCUAUUUGCUUUUCCAUCGCAUUCUUUAACUUUUUCGGGUUGGCAGUCACAAGGACUGUCAGUGCUACUGCCAGAAGUACGAUCGAUACGUCCAGGAUUGUAUUUGUUUGGAUGGUUUCACUUCUUUUGGGUUGGGAGAUAUUUUCGUGGUUACAAGUAUUAGGGUUCAUUGUACUCGUUACCGGUACAUUUAUUUUCAAUAAUGUUAUAAAUCCACCGAGCUUUAUCGCCGGAGGUCAUGCUGAUUCCGGAGAGCGUAGACCGCUAAUUCGUAGAACCUCUGACGAAAAUAUAUUGUGA